AUGGUUUUCAACGGUAAAAAAGGAGCCAUGGACAGCAUAGAUGAAGAAAUUCAUUUCUCAUCAAUGUCGUCUGUGGGAGAGGUGACUCGUACGCGUAAAAUCCUACUUUUACUGAUAAGCUUUCAAUUGGUCUUAACUCUUGUUUGUAGUAUUGCUACUCUUUAUACUUAUAUUUUCGGUUUAAACCCCACGUUUCAAUCGUUCAUUCCCAUCAUUCUGUUUCUGCUAUUUUUUACUUGCUUAAUUUAUAUCGUGGGAUUAGUCGCUGUUGAUCGAUAUAUCGUCAACAGCAUCUUUGUAUUUACCAAGCUGAUGAUAAUAGAUCUUAUUCUGAUUUACUUAACCAUAGGAUUUUGUUUCAUCUUACCCAUAUGUAAGGAAAAGUACACAACUGGCGGAAUUAUUCCAGCUACGAUGAUUGCUAUGAGUUAUUUGAUGGUAUUUUCCGGGAUAUCUUUUCUUCCGGCAUUUACAAUUCGAUACAGUCAAAAAUUAGCUGAGCUGUUGACUGGUAGUGAUUAUAUCGUAGGAAAAUAG
This is a messenger RNA of Adineta ricciae, 537 nucleotides long. Lineage: Eukaryota; Metazoa; Rotifera; Eurotatoria; Adinetida; Adinetidae. The record is from the annotation of a GenBank genome assembly.